Molecule: messenger RNA, 1030 nt
Organism: Daphnia magna
Lineage: Eukaryota; Metazoa; Arthropoda; Branchiopoda; Diplostraca; Daphniidae
Exons: 2
Coding region: 1-738 (245 amino acids)
Source: RefSeq, a predicted model, not a curated record
AUGAAGUCUUCAAGUGCGAUGUCAUUGUUACUGUUCCUAAUUCUAGACCGGAAUAUUUUAAUUGAAACUAAAUCGCCCCAUGCUGGCAGUACUCGAGCGUCUCGCCAAAACAACAGAAUUUUCCAUCCUAAAAGCAUAUUUUUCAAUCGUUCCCUUAUUUCCGUACCGACUGUGACUCUGUCAAGUUCAACAACUGUUACUCAAACCGACACGACGAGUACUGUAUGCGCUAAGUUAGUUAACGUCACUGGACCUUGUCUAAGACGGAGGGGAGCCUGGGUCGAAGAACCCAUCGUCCUCAGUUUUCACGGAGAUUUUGACGAUACAUUUGACCUCAUGUAUUCAUCCGUUCUCGGGGUAGAGACAACCCCAGCACCGGAGACUACGACAUUUGAUGAGCCCCAAACGAACGAUUAUACCUCUACGACGGUCGCUUCGUCCCUUCAAACUGAUGACCAUGAAUAUCAAAGACAGAGCGGUUUGCCAUUUGAUUUCAUACGAGGUGUUAGCCGCUGGUUCAGUUCCAUUUUCACGCAAUUCAUCGUGACGACGAUAACGAAAACGAAAACUAGCAUCGUUCAACAGGUACCAACCAACACGGUUAUUUUCCACCAAACCAUCACUGUCACUCGCAAAGUUACCGUUGUAAACACAGUCUUCGUUCAACGGUGCACCCCAUCUCCAUUUCCCUUUUCACUAUGUCACGAAAAGAAACUCCAGUCUUUAUUCAAGGUGUAGUUACUUAGAAGGUGUGCACGUAUAUAUAUGUUUCUUGCAAACAAUUUGAAAAUCUUUCUUGAAAAGUAUUUUGGGGUUUUUUGUAAGUGUUUGUCCAAUGUGGGUGCGUUAACCAAGUCAAAUAAGAAACUGUUUAUCAAUGUCUCUUCCUGUUACAUAGCUGCUGUAUGAGUUUCCGCAAUCUCGAUGUAGACAAACUAACACAUGAUUUAGCUUUGUCGUAUAUUUAAUGUUGUAUUAUUUACACGAAAGAGGGAUCUUCUUUAAUAACUGACGUGAUCUUGUCAAAAUA